ACGAGAUUGCUAAUGUAUGAAAAAGGCCUCUACAGUAAUCGAGCUUGUGUAAUCGAGCGAAAGGCAUGGAACGCAGAAAUUCCAUUGAGAACUGACAAGACUGCAUUUGCCGAUGAUGCGCCGUAUAUGAUCAACACUCAAGCAUCGCUUGAUGAUUUAAAUACGAGGCUGGAAGAAAAAGUUGUGAUUGAGCAUUUUCGGCCUGUUAUUUUCGUCGAUAAAUGCGCUGCAUGGGACGAAGACAAAUGGUUAAGCGUUCACAUUGGUGAUGUUGCAUUGCAGUGCUUAAAACCGUGCCUUCGCACCCAAAAACAGUCAUUUGGUGGCAUCCAAUUGUUAUCUUCUCUGAUGAAAGUAAAUAUCACAAAACUCGCAAUUGAGCGAGAUUUAGCACUACUUUUUAUUACAAAGUGUAAAAAGCAGAAGAAAACAUUUGAGGAGUGA
Strongylus vulgaris is the source of this 444-nucleotide messenger RNA. NCBI's taxonomy places the organism in Eukaryota, Metazoa, Nematoda, Chromadorea, Rhabditida, Strongylidae. The record is from the annotation of a GenBank genome assembly.